AUGUGUAAAUCUUUUAUGAGUAUUAGAAGCGAACCGGAAAAAAGAGGAGAAAAUGUUAAGGAAAGACAACGAGGAUGGUCAUCAUGGUCACCGUGGAGCACGUGUUCGAGACAUUGCGACGGUGGUAUAUCUUAUCAAAUGAGAAGAUGUCGGAUAUCGAAUAAUGGUGGGGGAUGUCACGGGGAAGGAAUUCGUUAUAAAAUAUGCAACAUGCAGGCGUGUUCAGAACCCGUGGAUUUUCGAGAAGAACAAUGUGCAGCAUUUAACGAAUCCCCAUACGAUGAUCAAUAUUUAAAAUGGUCUGCUCAUUAUGAUGAUAACGAACCUUGUUCGCUUACAUGUCGCGGAAAACCUGAUAAGGAACCUAAAGAAAAAUCUGAGGAAGAUGAUGAAAGUUCGAUAAUUGUACAAUUGGCACCCAAAGUCCGCGAUGGAACACGUUGCAGACUUGGAAGUUUGGAUAUGUGCGUGAAUGGAAAAUGUUUGAGAGUCGGGUGCGAUCUUCGAAUCGGAUCAAAUCGUAGAAUUGACGAAUGCGGAGUUUGCGGAGGUGAUGGAUCAACUUGUGCUCAACCUUUAUAUCAAUGGGAAGAAAAAUCAGCAUCCCUUUGCUCUGUAACAUGUGGAGGAGGUUAUAAAAUGUCGAGAGCGGUUUGUAAAAAUCGUAUAACCGGCGAAGAAAUGGAUGAACUUUUAUGUAAUUCAUCGAUAAAGCCCCCCGCAAAAAUCGUGGAUUGUAACGAUAAUCCAUGUUCUACGAGAUGGUCAAUCGACGAAUGGGGGCCAUGUUCGGCCACGUGCGGAAACGGAAUCAAAAAUCGAAACGUUUAUUGUAGCGAAAAAAUUAAUUUUACUUCAAUUACUUUUCGAGUUAAAAUUGUUCUAGAAGUUUCUUUUAGAAAAAACUUUAAAAAAGAAAAGAUUUUAAAAGAGUUAAAAGUUGUUAAUUGUUUUUUUUUUCUUCUUAAUUAUCUGACGCAUUUUAGUUUUGUUUUUGUACCUGAUUAUCAUUGUUCGAAAACAAAACCAUCAACUGAAGAAUCUUGCAAAAUAAUGGAUUGUCCUAAAUGGGUAGCACUCGAAUGGUCGGGAUGUUCCGUAUCGUGCGGCGAAGGAAUUCAAACGAGAACAAUCGGUUGUAAAAAUGGUUCGAAACCCUCGAACGUUCCAUGUAACGAAUUCGAUAAGCCAACAUCGAUACAAACGUGUCAUUCGGGGAUUCAAUGUCCGGAAACGACAAAAUCAUCAUCGUCGGAAGGAAUUGAAGAAGAAGAAGAAGAAAUUAAAAAUGGAGAAAAAGAAGAAAAAAAUUUAAAACAACAACAGACAUUUUAUCGUGGUUAUCCACCGGUUGUACCACUUUUGGGUCCCAUCGAAUCAGGUCCUUAUGGGGCAACAGCCGAAAAACUUGUCGGAAGUGAAAUAAUUCCAUCUCAUCAUUCUAUUGGCGCCACUUUUAUUCCCGAAAAAUGGGGACCCUGCAGCGUGACAUGCGGUGAAGGUGUAAGAAAAAGAGGAGUCGAAUGUAAAAUAUAUUUGGAAUUAACGGGUGCCAUUGCAAGAUUACCAGACGAACAAUGCAGAGGACCAAAACCUUCGACACUCGAAAGAUGUGUUUUAGAUCCUUGCGUUAUGAAUAAUAAACCUGUGUCCGAUCAAUAUUCUCAUGUUGCACCUGAAUCAUCCGGUAAAACGUAUUCGUGGAAGCAACAAGGAUUCACUCAUUGCAGUGCAUCUUGUUUGGGUGGCGUACAAGAAUCCAUAAUCAAUUGUAUAAGAGAUGACGAUCAGAAAGUUGUCGUACCCUUACUAUGCUCACCGGAAACCAGACCGGAAAGUUUAAUAAGAACUUGUAACGAUCAACCGUGUCCUCCACGAUGGAAUUAUUCUGAUUUUCAACCUUGUACUAAAUCUUGCGGCAUCGGAAUACAAACAAGAGAAGUUAAUUGCAUACACGAAGUGACCAGAGGUGGAGGUACUACCGUUGUCGUACCUAACAGCAUGUGUCCUCAACCGCCACCGCCGGAUCGACAAUAUUGUAACGUAUUAGAUUGUCCGGUACGAUGGCAUACCGGAGAUUGGUCAAAAUGUUCGAAAAGAUGUGGCGGAGGUUUAAAAACAAGAACCGUUCAAUGCAAACAAGUCAUGGCUCAAAAUCAUAUCAUGGAUCGGCCCAUAUCAAUGUGUCCUUCCAUAAAACCCCCGGAUAAAAAACCAUGCAAUACAAAAUCAUGUGUGGAAACGGAUCGACCGGUUAUUGCCAGUGCCAUAAAUCAAACGUACGUUCAAACGAACGCUGGGAAAAAAAAAAUAUCGUUAAAAAUUGGUGGUAGCGCACAAGUUUUUUUGGGUACUCAAGUUAAAAUUAAAUGUCCGGUUAAAAGAUUUGACAGGUACUGUGUUAUCGAUAUAUAUAAUAAAAAUUUUCUAUCAAUAAAUAACAUGUCUUAUAGAGAUAGCGGAGUUUAUACUUGCAUAGCAUCGAGAUCAACGGCUGAUAUAACGGUGACAGUAAAACCAUUGCCUGGACAUUUUCCAAAUUCAGAAGAAAUACAUCAAACUCAAAAUAAUUUGGAAAAUCCAAGUUAUUAUGAGCCCAAUGCAGAUUCGAAUGAUUUAAGUCACGAAUUAAAACCUGAUGGUAUUCCUCCGCCGAAAAAGACAAAACAAAGAAAAUAUAAACCCAUUCCGACGAUCAAACCGAUUUCUAAAGAAGAUUUUAAUUCAAUAAAUAAUUAUGAUAAAUCAUGGCCGCCAUUAACAUCAACGACAUUAAAAUCCGAUCAGGACCAAAGUGAGGAAUUUUUCAGCCAACCCUCAGGACCUUAUCCUUCGGGCCCUGGGGGAUUUUCAAGUUCUGGCAGCUCUCGCGCUAUGCCUCAUUUUCAACAACUUUUGGCUAAUCUCCAGAACCUUUUGCCUUUUCAGGCUUUUGGAAGUUCUAGGGGGCACAGGGCUCUUGCCGCUGACUUAGCCCCCGGUCACCGCUCAUUAUUGGCCGAUCAUCCGGGACCCUUUCCAUUGCCGGACGACUAUACCGAAGAUACAGAUUCCGAUGCGGAAGAUUCGAUGGGUCCAAUGAUUAUAUUGGGAAAAGGAAAUCCGAAAAAUUUAAAAUUUGAAUGGGAAAUAAAGCCGUGGAGCAGUUGCACCGUCUCUUGCGGCGAAAAUGGAUUUCAGGUAGGAACGAGAGUUAAUAAUAAUAAUAAAAAAACAACGAGAACCAUUCGAUGCCUUGUUAAAUUAAACAACACAACGCAAGAAGUUAAAGGUGACUUAUGCGAAGAUGCCGGUUUGGAAACUCCAAAUAAAAUACAAAAUUGCGGACUGGAAUGCCCGAGUUGGACUCAUACGGAUUGGUCUCUAUGCGAAGAUUCAAGAUGUUUUACCUGGAAUACGGCCAUGCAAAAAAGAGAUAUAUCUUGCACUUAUAAAAACGGUACGGAAGUUGAUUCGUCACUUUGCGAUCAAAACGAAAAACCGACUCAGCGACAAGAAUGUUACAAUGACAAAUGUAAAGGCACUUGGAAAGUGGGAGAAUGGUCGGAGUGUGCUGCCGAAUGCGAAACGGAGGGCGUUAAAUAUCGAAUAUUACAAUGCGUUUGGUACGGUACUAAAAAACCAGCAGGUAAUGCGUGCAGAGAUCAACCGAGACCGUCCGUUAUGAAAAUAUGUAAAGGACCUCCAUGCGUGGUUGGAGGCGAUUGUAAAGAUCAAUCAAAACUUUGUCAUAGUGUUUUAGCAAAAAAUAUGUGUCGAGUUUACAGGUUUCACACUCAGUGCUGCUACACGUGUAGAGUUCGAUUAUCAAAUGUAGGUUAA
Molecule: messenger RNA, 3822 nt
Organism: Pediculus humanus corporis (human body louse)
Lineage: Eukaryota; Metazoa; Arthropoda; Insecta; Psocodea; Pediculidae
Exons: 22
Coding region: 1-3822 (1273 amino acids)
Biological process (GO): extracellular matrix organization
Cellular component (GO): extracellular matrix
Molecular function (GO): metalloendopeptidase activity
Source: RefSeq, a predicted model, not a curated record